AUGGCUUUUUAUCGCACUCAUGAACUAUUCUCCCUUGUUUCACUCAUCUUUGUUUUGCUAACCACAAAUAUAAACUCAGUUCAAGCACUUUCCUUCAAUUACACCAAGUUCACCUCUGGUAAUUCUGCUAUCACCCUCCAAGGGGAUACACAAAUUUUAGCCAAUGGUGUCUUGGCACUCACCAACAGUACACCUCUUCCUCCAUCUACAACUUUUCCAACUACCGGUCGUGCCUUAUACACAACACCCUUAACCCUUUGGGACAGCGCUACCGGCAAUGUUGCCAGUUUUGUCACUUCCUUUUCUUUCGUCGUACAGUCCCCGGCAGGACGCGCUCCAACCGACGGAGUGAUCUUUUUCAUUGCACCAGCUGACACUGUGAUUCCCAACAACUCUAACAGUCUAUAUCUGGGAGUUGUUGAUAGUAAAACUUCAAUCAAUCGAUUCGUUGGUGUAGAGUUUGACCUUUAUCCCAAUUCUUUCGAUCCCUCUGUGAGACAUAUUGGAAUCGACAUCAACUCUUUAAUUUCGACCAAGACCGUGAGAUGGAACUGGGUGAAUGGUUCAUUGAAUAAAGUUAGUAUAAUAUAUGACUCUCCUUCUAACGCAUUGACUGUUGUUGUCACUUAUGCAAAUGGUCAAAUUUCUACCAUUUCACAAGGGGUUGAUCUGAAAGCUGUGCUCCCAAACAAAGUUAGGAUUGGUUUUUCUUCUACUUCAAUAACUGGUGUAGCACAUGACAUCCAUUCAUGGUCAUUCAAAUCACACUUGGAAAAAUCAUCAAGCAGGGUCUCAGACAUAUGA
Messenger RNA from Lathyrus sativus (Indian pea), 804 nucleotides. NCBI's taxonomy places the organism in Eukaryota, Viridiplantae, Streptophyta, Magnoliopsida, Fabales, Fabaceae. The record is from the annotation of a GenBank genome assembly.